This is a messenger RNA of Fraxinus pennsylvanica, 1269 nucleotides long. The record is from the annotation of a GenBank genome assembly. Lineage: Eukaryota; Viridiplantae; Streptophyta; Magnoliopsida; Lamiales; Oleaceae.
AUGGCUGAUGAUAUUUCAAGGGGUAAUAAUUUGAUGGAUUUUCAUUCGAUCAAAUCUUUGGACCCACAUGUUGAUUUCGGUGUAAGAAUUGGGUCUUCGUUGAAUAAGUUAGAAACUGGUGAUGUUAGGAUAGAGGAGAGAAUUCGCCAACUCAUGUUUGUUGCUAUUUGCGUUAGGCGGCAGAAGUCUCACCAAGUGCAAGAUUCUAGGGAAAUUAGAAACUUUUCGGGCGAGAUUUUGGUUAAUUGGGAUAGAGAGAAAGGUGGAAAUGAUGGAAUUAAUGUUGAAGAAAGGACUUCCAAGAAUGGAAAGAGUUUUAAAAGGGACGGUUCCCAUUUGGUAGGGAAAGCAUUAAAGAUGUUGGAUUUUGAGUUUAAGAAUGCCAAUAAGGAAGGUGGAAGCUUUUAUGAUUGUAAUCUAUGCUUUGACAUGGCGAAGGAUCCUGUCUUGACUUGCUGCGGCCACAUGUUUUGUUGGCUUUGUUUUUAUUUGCUGCCUUACGUUUAUUCGACUAUUAAGGAAUGCCCAGUUUGUAUAGGUGAGGUGUCAGAUAGUGCCGUAAUUCCUAUCUAUAGCAAUGGGUGCACUGAACAUGUUUCUGAAGUGGAAUGCGGCUUGAAGAUACCUCCAAGGCCCAAAGCACGUAGAGUUGAUAGUUUUAGGCAGCAGGGAGUGGGCCUAAGUCUGUCUUAUGCUUCCGUUGCACAAGCACUAAGGGAAAUUACUGGUGCAAUGAGGAAUCAAACAGGGCAACAAGGUGGAAACGGUAACUUCAGUUUAAAUUCUGAGUCUCAUGGGGUACUAAAUGCAGCAGAGCCACAAAGAUAUCGCGCUCUGGCGAUCCGACCAGAACGAAGAGUAUUAUCAGAAAGAAUUGCUUUUAUGGCUUCCGUUUCAUCUGCUUUAAAUAAUUCAGAAAGGUCAGUUGAGGAUCGUGAAACAGUUGGUAAUAAUUGGAUUCAAGGAAGUGAUGUUAGGACUUCAAUCGUUGGUGUGGGAACUUCUCUUACCAGCAAUUUCAAUACGGUACGAUCUUAUAAUCAGCCUCCAGAAUCAAGGGUGGAGAUCAAUUCCGCUUUGCCCAUUUCUUCAUCUUCCCAAACAAGUGAUGUUUCUGGUGCUGUUGAACGUUUCCUGACGUUGACUGCUAUUGGGAUCGAUCCCCCUGUGGAUCCUUCUCCAUCUUCAUGGGGAAGAACCAUUCCUCCAAGUGCUUCAAAUGUGGACAAUGAAGACUUCCGUGAAUCUAGAAGGAGAAGAUUGAACUGA